Messenger RNA from Pelmatolapia mariae (spotted tilapia), 409 nucleotides. RefSeq names its product ASNSD1 upstream open reading frame protein-like. Bases 95 to 340 code for a protein of 81 amino acids. The transcript is spliced from 4 exons. NCBI's taxonomy places the organism in Eukaryota, Metazoa, Chordata, Actinopteri, Cichliformes, Cichlidae. The record is from RefSeq and is a predicted model, not a curated record.
UCUGGUUAGACGCAUGCGCUUACUCUGUAUGAACCGGGUUUGAUUUUAUUAAUAAAAACUCUGGACGGUUUUUCCUACGUUUCUUCGCACCAUCAUGUCUUCAAAAAGCUGCAGCAAUGAUGAGCAAUUUGAAGGACAGGCCGCAGUAAAAGAAGAACUGAACAAGAAGAUUAAAGAGCAGAAGGUUCUUGUGGACGAGCUCUGCAAUCUGAAGAAAAACAGGAAAGUCUACAUCCAGCAGAGGAACAGUAACAUCUUCUUCGUGGGAGACAGAAGUCAGACACUCACUUCGUGCAAAAAGGAGCUCGAUUAUAUGAAAAAGGAACUCCAGGAUAUCUGAGGCCACAGCAGCGCCGCGAUGUGCGGGAUCUUCUGUGCGCUGAGUCUGGCGUCCACUCACUCUCAGUGG